AUGGCUAGCUUAAUUCAUUAUUCCCCUUACGGGAUUCAUCCUCCAGAGGGCGUAUCUAUCUUGGCCCUGUGGAACACGCGCAACGUAGGCCCGCACAGCCUAGCCGCCAAGCUGUUCUCGUCAGUAUUUAGACGGACCCUACGUUCGAGCGCUGCUGGUCUCUCAGUCGCUGCUGCCACCACUGCGAUCAAGAAGACCAGCUCGUACCCGAGCGAAGUCCAGGCGCUGGGGAAGAAGAGCAUGCAUACCAAGGUUGUCAUCAUCGGCUCCGGGCCGGCCGCCCACACGGCGGCGGUCUAUCUGGCUCGCGCCGAGCUGAAGCCCGUCCUGUACGAGGGCUUCAUGGCCAAUGGCACUGCCGCGGGCGGCCAGCUGACAACGACGACCGAGGUCGAGAACUACCCGGGCUUCCCCGACGGCAUCAUGGGCCAGGAUCUCAUGGACAAGAUGCGCGCGCAAUCCGUGCGGUUCGGCACCGAAAUCGUCUCCGAGACGGUGGCGAGGCUGGACCUGUCGCGGCGGCCGUUCCGGUUCUCGACCGAGUGGUCGCCCGACGAAGAGCACACGGCCGACGCCGUCAUCGUUGCGACGGGCGCCUCGGCGCGGCGGCUGGGCCUGCCCGGCGAGGACAAGUACUGGCAGAACGGCAUCUCGGCGUGCGCCGUGUGCGACGGCGCGGUGCCCAUCUUCCGCAACAAGCCCCUCGUCGUCAUCGGCGGCGGCGACUCGGCCGCGGAGGAGGCGCUGUUCCUAACAAAGUACGGCAGCCACGUGACGGUGCUCGUGAGGAGGGACAAGCUGAGGGCGAGCACCAUCAUGGCGAGGAGGCUGCUGGCCAACAAGAAGGUCACGGUGCGGUUCCACACGGUCGGCGCCGAGGUCAAGGGCGACGACAAGGGCCUGAUGAGCCACAUGGUGGUUAAGAAUGUCCAAACGGGCGAGCUCGAGACGCUCGAGGCCAACGGCCUCUUCUAUGCCAUCGGCCACGACCCGGCGACGGCCCUUGUCAAGGGCCAGCUCGAGACGGACGAGGACGGGUACGUCGUUACGAAGCCCGGCACGACGCUCACAAGUGUGGACGGCGUGUUUGCCGCAGGUGACGUGCAGGACAAGAGGUACAGGCAAGCCAUUACUAGCGCAGGGUCCGGCUGUAUGGCUGCCUUAGAAGCUGAGAAGUUCCUGUCGGACCUCGAGGAGGUGACGGAAGCGCAUAUAGAUGCCAAGAAAGGCAACCUUUGA
This is a messenger RNA of Phialemonium atrogriseum, 1239 nucleotides long. RefSeq lists its product as uncharacterized. The transcript has 4 exons. Gene Ontology annotation, biological process: cell redox homeostasis; removal of superoxide radicals. The coding region runs from base 1 to 1239 and encodes 412 amino acids. The record is from RefSeq and is a predicted model, not a curated record. Gene Ontology annotation, cellular component: cytosol; cytoplasm. Gene Ontology annotation, molecular function: thioredoxin-disulfide reductase (NADPH) activity. NCBI's taxonomy places the organism in Eukaryota, Fungi, Ascomycota, Sordariomycetes, Cephalothecales, Cephalothecaceae.